Molecule: messenger RNA, 3658 nt
Organism: Boleophthalmus pectinirostris (great blue-spotted mudskipper)
Lineage: Eukaryota; Metazoa; Chordata; Actinopteri; Gobiiformes; Gobiidae
Gene: c6.2
Product: complement component 6
Exons: 18
Coding region: 131-2950 (939 amino acids)
Biological process (GO): immune response
Cellular component (GO): membrane attack complex
Molecular function (GO): protein binding
Source: RefSeq, a predicted model, not a curated record
GAGGAGGAGAGAGAGAGCAGAGGAAGCAGAGUGGAGAUCUUCACAUGAGAGGAGCUCACGGAGGAGCCUGGACCACAGCACCGGACUGUGCUGUGUCUGCUCCAUUGUCUUGUGAGCCUGAGCCUGGAGGAUGUGGGGCUGUGGAGGCUGUGGAAGGGGCCUGCUGCUGCUGCUAGGCCUGGCCUGCUGUCUCUCUCUGUCUGAGGCCUGCUUCUGUGAGAAAUACCCCUGGGGCCAGUGGUCCUCCUGCUCCAGGACCUGCAACUAUGGCACCCGCACUCGGCACAGGCAGGUGAACAUGUGGGAUGGAUACUACUGGAAGUACAGUUGUCCACAGCGGUGUGUGUUCAGCGAGGCAGGUCCGUGUAACCAGCAGGCCUGUCCCAUCAACUGUGAGCUCAGUGACUACACGGCCUGGUCCGAGUGCUCGCCCUGCGCCAAGAAACAGCUGCGCACGCGCUCAGUCCUGACCCCGGCUCAGUUCGGAGGAGCGCUCUGCAGUGACGUGCUGAUGGAGGAUCGGCCGUGUUAUCCAGCCAAAGAGUGCAAACUGCCAGGACUCAGCUGCAAGGGCCUGUUCAAGUGUGAAAAUGGCCGCUGUAUAAACCAGACCCUGACCUGUAACAGCCAGAACGACUGUGGAGACAACUCUGAUGAGAGGGACUGUAGCUCCACCACCUCUGUGUGCCCACACCAGAACCUUCGCACUGUGCCCGCAGUAGACCUCAUCGCCAAUGGGUGGGAUGUCCUAGGGGACAGAUCUCGAGGCGCUGUCUUGGACAAUAACUUCAUGGGUCCCCAGUGUGAGAUCCGCAGACCUCCAAACACACUGCUGUACCACAGAGUUCCCCACAACCUCAACAGCUUUGAAAUCAAGGCGGACAGGGAGGAGGACUUCUCAGCCAACCCUCAGCCCCUGCGCACAGAGGUCAUCAACUUUAAAUCCUCCCCUUUGUCGAGUAGUAUGUCUGAGCAGAGGGACGGAAGUCCACUCUUCCUCUUCUUCUACUUCGGCCGAGGCUCCAGCUCUGCGAGCAGCUCCAAGAGGUUGGCUUUUGAGUCCUCCAAGAAGAAGAGCUCGCGCUUCUUCCGGGUGCACCAGGUCCUGCCGGUGGCAGACUUCUCUUUGCGUGCAGCCUCAGACCUGGUUUUGGCUCAGCCAUUCUUGCAGUUCCUCCACGCCCUCCCUCUGCAGUACAACUACCCUCUGUACCGGGACAUCUUCGUCCGCUUCGGCACGCACUACCUGGGCUCCGGAGUGGUGGGCGGACACUACGACCUGCUCUACCAGUUUAGUGAGGAGACGCUCAAGGCCUCCGGGGAGUCUGAUGAGACGUUCAAAGGCUGUGUGGGCAGUGAGACCUUCUUCACAGUCAUCCUCUACUCCCAGUACAAGAGUGUGACACGCUGCAAGGAUGAGAGCACCACCGAGAGGAUGACAGGGUCAUACCUCCAGCGCUCAGAGGAGUCCUUCUCGAUGGUGCGUGGGGGCCGGCUCCGUGAGGCCGCUCGUCUGAGCUGGGAGAAGGGUCAGGAGCCUCCCAACAAACAAGUGUACAGAGACUGGGCGCGCUCUGUGCUGGAGCAACCAGAUGUGGUCGAGUACAAGCUGCGGCCCCUGGUGGAGCUGGUGCGGGGCCUCCCCUGUGCGGUCACUAAGCGCAGACACCUGCGGAGGGCGCUGCUGCAGUAUCUGGAUGAGUUUGACCCGUGUAAGUGCUCUCCGUGUCCCAACAACGGGCAAGCUGUGCUGGAGGGCACCCAGUGUCUGUGUGUGUGUCAGACCGGCACCUACGGGGCCAACUGUGAGCUGAGGGCCCCUGACUUCACCUCAGAGGCAGUGGACGGCUCCUGGAGCUGCUGGGGCUCCUGGAGCAGCUGUGGAGCCUCCAUGAGCCGGAAGAGGAGCCGGACGUGUGAUAACCCCGCCCCUCUGAAGGGAGGCAAGCCCUGCCCCGGGCCCAGUCGCCAGGAUGAGCCCUGCUUCAUAUCCAUCUUUGAAAAACAGGAAUCUUGUGAUAAUGAUGAUGACUUCACAGAGGGCUGGAUAGAUGACCUGCCUCCAGGGUUCAAGGGUUGCCUGCGCCCUAAGAGACCCGAGAACGGCUACCUGCGGAAAGCCAAGCAGUAUUAUGAGUUUGGAGAGGACGAGGAGAUGGUCUGCUUCACGGGCUUUGAGCUGGAGGGAUACCAGUACUUCAACUGUCGUCCAGAUGGAUCCUGGGGCCCACUACUGGGACGCUGCAUCAGGCGGAGUUGUGAGCCCCCUGAGGUGCCUGAAGGGGUGCUGUUGUUCCCAGAUAAACAGCAGUACCGUGUGGGGGAGUCUGUGGGCUUUAACUGUGUGGGCCCCGGCCUGAGCCCCCAGCCCCGAACCCGCCACAAGUGCAGCCCCAACCUGAGCUGGGAGCCCGCCCUCCCUCCGGACCUGCGCUGCACGGACGAGGACCCGUAUGUCCCUGAGAGACGCUGUGGUCUCGGACAGAAGCUGCAGGAUGACCAGUGUGUGUGCAGGGAGCGCCAGAGCUGCACGGCGUACGCGGCCAGUGUGUGUGUACUGAACACUGAAGCAGACGUGACCGUGCACAUGUCUCUGUGCUCCUACCACACGGGUCGUUGCCAUGGCGACCCCCUCUUCUACAUCUCAGACAGUGAAUGUGAUGGCCUGGACCAAACCAAACUGGACUGGGCUCGCUUCAGAGCCAAGAUGUCCUCCAAGAGCUCCAUACAUCAGAGCUGUGAACUGGACACAUGCUACGAGUGGGAGAGGUGCACAGCUUCAAAGAAGUGUGAGUGCAAGAAAGCCCGGGAGUGUCCAUCAGAUGCCCUCCCACUCUUCUGCGUCACCAUCACUGUGCUCCAGAUGAGUCGUCCCAUGAGUCUGUGCGCCCUGGCCGCCAUGCGCUGUGCUGGACACCAGCUGGAGGUCAAUGAGGGUCCGUGUCCCUGAGAGCCCCUGUGACUGAGGGCCCCUGUGCCAUUCAAAUUCUUCAACAUGGCAUCUGAGUAUGUAUCUUUAAGGAAGAUGAAGAACUGACUUCUUACAUAAUGUUGUUCCAAAAGUGCACUUUUUUCAUCAUGUUUAAAUGUUUGAACAUUUUAAAUGUGUAAAUAUAUUCACUCUAUUAACUAACAAUGUACUGAACUCAUGUAUUCAAUAAAUGAAUAGGAAAUAUAUCUGAAAUAAUCUGACAGUGGAUUGUGACUUAAAAAUAACCCAGAAUAAUCCUUUUAACUGUCAGGCCUGGUUUCAUUUCUGUGUUCAGUCCUGUCAAAGUGUGAGCACAACAUUACACAGAUAAAUGUCUCCCACAGAGAUUAUGUACAGACUAUGAUGGGGAAAAAACAGCUACUACAGCUCAGAGCAAUCACUCAUUUUUAGUUUGAAAGUUUAAAAGGUCCACCAGGUGUGAAUCAAAUCGCACAAAUAAUCAUGUAGAAGUCACGUGAUUUUGUGCACUUUAAGAAGAAUUCUGUCUUUCUGUCAUAAAUGUAUCUGUUUCUGAAUUUGUUUUUGUGUCAUAGCAUCUUGUUUUGAGUGAGGCCAUGAGUUUUGGCUCAUUUUAUGUUUAAUUUGUCACUAGUCUUUCUUCACUUUAGAUCACACUCACACACUACUGUUGUCUCUGAGAAACUAUUAAACCACAUUUAAACAACA